AUGCAGUACUCACAGCCCCAGCUGCAGCCUCCACCUUCUUACCAUUUCUCCUCUGUCCCUGAUGCUGCCGUUGGUGGCCCCUUGAUGGCCCCUGCUGCUGUAGACUUCUCUCAGCUGCAGCAGCAGCAGCAGCAGCAGCUGCAGCAACAACUGCAGCAACAGCAACAGCAGCCACUAGCCCUACCAUUCGAUUCAAGUUUUGCUCUUCAGGGGGCCCCUGGUGGGGGCCCCCUCCCUGAUGAUGCCUUUGCCUCAUCAUACCCACCAUCAGCAGCAGCAGCAGCAGCAGCAGCAACAGCAGCAGAUGCAUCCCCUGCAAUGGUUGGUGCUGCUGCUGCUGCUCCUCCUCCUGUUCUAUCCGAAGCAGAAGUUGAGGUGUAUGCGCAGCUAUGGAGAGAAGCAUUAGGUCUAGAUGGACCAUUGGACCAGUCAGCAGCAGGACAGCAGCAGCAGCAGCAGCAGCAAUAUCUUAAUGGUGCUGCUGCUGCUGCCUUCUUAGAGAGAAGCGGACUGCCACAGGAGACACUGCAUGCAAUCUGGGGAUUAGCAGACACAGCUAAUGAGGGAAGGUUAGAUGCUGCUGCCUUUGCUCGUGCUUGCCGUAUGGUUGCCUACGCACAACAUGAUCUAAAUAUACAACUUGCAUGCGCACCAGAUGCUGCACCUCCCCCUGCACUACCAAACUUUAAUGUUGCCCCCUCUUGGAGAUCUGCCGAGCCACCAAGCCGUAAGCAACUCCGCCAACGCAUGCAGCAGCAGCAGCAGCAACAGCAGCAACAACAGCAGCAGCAACAGCAACAGCAACAGGUAAUGUAUGUGUAUGUGUAUGUGUAUAUGUAUGCAGCAUUUUUAUCAAGUGCUGCUGCUGCUGCUGCAGUAUCUUAUGCACCAACAGCAGAGGAGCUGCAGCAAUAUAUAUCUUUAUUUGCUGCAGCAGAUAAGGAAGGAAAAGGAAUAUUAACAGGAGAAGAAUUAAGACCUUUAUUUGCUUCUGCAUGUCUUCCUGCUGCUGAUCUUGCUGCAGCAUGGGCAGCAGCAGACACAGAUGCUGAUGGAUCCCUUUCUUCUUAUGAAUUUGCUGCUGCUAUGUCUCUUGCUGCUAAAAGGAGACAGGGGGCCCCUAUACCUUUGCUGCUGCCACCAGAGCUGCAGCCGCAUGUGCUGCAGCAGCAAUAUAAGAGACUACAGCAGCAGCAGCAACAACAGCAGCAGCAGCAGCAAAUACAGCAGCAACAGCAGCAGAAUGCGCUGACGGAUUGGGGUUCGGGGUUUGACGCCUUUGGGAGUUCUGUGGAUGCAGCAGCAGCAGCGACAACUGCAGCAGCAGCAGCAGAAGCAGCAGCAGCAGCAGCUGAUGUAACAGGAGAAGGAGAAGCAGAUAGCAGCAGCAGCAGCACAGCAGCAAACAGAGACAGCAGCAGAAGAAAGUCCCGCAGCACUUCCCCUCGCAGUAGCAGCAAAACAAAAAGUAAAGGAAGAGCACGCAGCAGCAGCAGCAACGAGGAUACAGCAGCAGCAGCAGAUAAACGAGGUGGCCGCAGCAGCAGCAGCAGCAAACGCAAAGAUCAGAGACACAAGAAGCAGCAGCAGCAGCAGCAGCAGCAAGGAGAUGCAGAUAACGCUGAGCUAAAUACCUCGUGGAGUAUAGAGGGGGAUUGGCUAUCCUCUGACGAAGACCAACACAGCAGCACAGGAGAGCAGCAGCAGCAGCAGCACGAGAUGCUGCAGCACAAACAACAGCAGCAGCAGCAGAAGCGUAGGCAGCAGCAGAAGGAGCAGCAGCUGCUGCUGCAGCAGCGGCACGAAAGCUUUGACGACCUCGAUGCUGAUGAUCGAUUCUCCCUUGACUUACCUUCUUCGUUGCUGCAGCAGCAGCAGCAGCAGCAACUGCUGCAGCAGCAACGCAGACAGCUGCAGCAGCAGCAGCAACAACAAGCAAGAAAUGGCCUCUCUGAGGGAGGAAGAGAAACAGCAAACUCAGCAGUAGCGCUGCUAGAAAGUGUCGUCGAGUGCGACAAACGUUUAGCAACAUUAAUGGGUGUAGAGGUAGAUCUUGCUGCUGAUGAGUUGCUGCAGCUAAGGUCUGUUGCUGCUGCGCUGCAGCAGCAGCUAGUAACAGAGAAGCAGCAGCUAGCAGCAGCAAUUGAUCGACGCAAAGAGUUUGAAGUUUUGCUGCAGAGGGAGAGAAAUAAAUUACAUAAAUUACAGGAAGCAAGGAGAGAACAGCAAGUUGCUGCAGCAGAAGCAGAUCUUAGAUCUCUUGCUGAUGCUGCUGAUGGUACACGCAUGCAGCAGCAGCAGCAGCAGCAACAUCUAGAGGCUCUUGAUGCAGAGAGAAGAGGAGCAUUAGAAACCCUAAAGGCAGAGAAAGAUCUCCUCGCUAAGGAGGAGAGGGAAAUCGAGGAAUUAAAGUUGCUGCUGCAACGGCUGCGGCGGGAGAAGGCAGACAGCCAAUCACAGCAUGCGGUGCUGCAGGAGAAGCUGCGCCAGACGGAGCACGACGUGCUGCUGCAGCGAUCUGCCUUAGACUCAACGCAUGCAGAGACAAUCACUACGCUGCAGCAGCGAGUGCAGCAGCAGCAGCAAAAGCAGAAACUUGUUGCAGAGCUUAACCAACAUACCCAGGAGACAUGGGCAGCACAGCGUCUGCAGCAUGCAUUAGAUGGACCAAACUCCUUCAUGUCUCGUCGCGCACUGCAGCAGCAGCAGCAGCAGCACUGGGCAUCACGGAUAUACCCCAUCUAA
Molecule: messenger RNA, 2745 nt
Organism: Eimeria maxima
Lineage: Eukaryota; Apicomplexa; Conoidasida; Eucoccidiorida; Eimeriidae
Exons: 10
Coding region: 1-2745 (914 amino acids)
Biological process (GO): endosomal transport; endocytosis
Cellular component (GO): cytoplasm; plasma membrane
Molecular function (GO): calcium ion binding; protein binding
Source: RefSeq, a predicted model, not a curated record